Messenger RNA from Hypoxylon fragiforme, 997 nucleotides. RefSeq lists its product as uncharacterized. Lineage: Eukaryota; Fungi; Ascomycota; Sordariomycetes; Xylariales; Hypoxylaceae. The transcript is spliced from 3 exons. The record is from RefSeq and is a predicted model, not a curated record. The coding region runs from base 255 to 602 and encodes 115 amino acids.
GCCUGACACUUACAUAAUACCGAUAAUUACUACCUAACCUAACCUUCUGUCCUUUGUCAUACCAUCCCCCCAUACUCCACCCAACCGUCUAACCCAUCUUUGGACUUUCUUCCUUUUCAAAGAGGAAUAUCGCCGACAGCCAAGAGAAGGAAAAAAUAAACAAACACUUAGCCUUUACAUACUUACAUACCUACUUACCUACUUACCAUACACGUAUACAAUUUAUAUACCAAGAAAAAGACGAAAGAGACACCAUGGCCGAUGAACACAAACCGAAUCCUUCCGUCGACGAGACUCCUAUCUCUCCCACUAACGAGAGGAGGAACUCACUCGAACAGCACCUUCAACACCGCCCUGACCGUUCCGAACUUGUUGAGAAGAACAUCUUGCCUGCUUCAAACGCUGCUCCCGGCCUACAGGAGAAGCAGAGAGAGUUGGAGAGGCACAUGCGUGCCGACUCGCUAAACGAUAAGAUCUCUCACCGACCCGCACCCGAGAAGCUGAUUCAGAACGGUGUACUCCACGAAGACCCUCGAUCGCCUGAACAGAAAUAUGAGGAUGCAAUUGAGGAAGAAUAUGCCAAGCGUGAGGGUGGUGCCUAAGUGAACUCUCCCAGCCCUAGGCAGUGCCAUUGUCUUGCCUAGGUGGUCACGAUGAUUCCGCAGAUAUGAUGGGAUAUACGAGAUACCGCACAAGAUAUAUAUUGUUGUGUAUUUACGUCGUCUCUUUUUGAGAUAUACCGAAAAGGUGGAGAGAGUAGAGGAAGGGGAGAGGGGAGAGAGGAGAGAGAGGGUGAAUAUAGAACUUCAAAUUAUCGCCUCGGCCAAAUUCUCUAGUGGUAAUAUUAGUAGAAUCAGCCAAAUGCUCACCGAGUUGCCUAGGUGCAAGAUUGUCGCUAUGUAGUAUGAUUUAUUUCCCUUGAAAUGUUGCCUUUGUGGACCCUCCAAGAGCAUCGCAGCUAGGAUUUGUGCGGCGCUAUGACGGCUUUGGGGAUCAG